Magallana angulata is the source of this 581-nucleotide messenger RNA. RefSeq lists its product as uncharacterized. Lineage: Eukaryota; Metazoa; Mollusca; Bivalvia; Ostreida; Ostreidae. The record is from RefSeq and is a predicted model, not a curated record. The coding region runs from base 72 to 455 and encodes 127 amino acids. The transcript is spliced from 3 exons.
CUACUGGACACGGUCUUAUAGGUGUAAACUUUCCUACCCCCAGAGUACACGGUCCUUCACUGUUGGUCAAAAUGGUUCGCGCUGCAAUAAUUUACUGCAUCACUCUGAGUUUAGUCUGCACUUGCUGGACAUUCUCCCUCAGAAACAUUAAGUCUGACAAGGAGGUUCUUCUGAGAGAAUUGGUUGAUGACCUGAAAGACGAGGAAAAACGCUCUGACCAUGCCCAUGGCAUCGUCUUCUUUUUUGGAGAUCUGAAUCGUGACGGCGCUUUGACUGAGGUGGAGCUGAGGAGACUGUUCUCGGGCAAUGUGUUCGCCGCUCACCUCGAGGACCUCAUUCGUGUUCUAUUGUCACGUGACCUCGACAACAGCCAAUCUCUAGAUGUUCAUGAAUGGGAAGACAUCGAAUCCAUGUCCAGGGGAGAACUGGCGCUGAUGCUGCUGUCCAUGGGCUGACAGACCACUUGUAUUUACCUGCACAGCACUUGAAAGGUCACUUACCUGGAUGCUAUUCAUCACUAAAUUUUAUGUACAAACUUGUAUACUUAUUUUAUCUUGUUAAAUUAAAAAUAUUGAAUUAUG